AUGAAUAAAAGGAACAGCCUAAAUGUAAAGGUUUCAACUCCUGAAGAGAAUGACAUUAAUUCCAGCUACGGCUUGAGUUCCAAGACUGGCAAACCUGUUCGGAAGGCGUUCGAAGGCCGAGAAGGGGGAAAGAGGCAAUCUUUCUAUCGUCUUCGCCCAAGAAAUCAUCAGCUCUUCUCUCUAUCUUCAAUCUCGAUGCGGUUUGCUGGUCGUUGCGUUGAAUCGAAGCCGUCCUCCUACUUCGAUUUGCUGAAACGCAAGGGAGUGGAUGCAUCGGUGGUGGAUAAAUUGAAAGACUGCGUUCCACCAUUGGAGACUGCUCUAAAUUCCUCUAUUAAGGAAAAUAACGCUUUUGUCAGAGAUGUCUUGGUGGGCAAGGCAAGAAUCGAUUUGCAGUCGCAAUUGACCUGGAACCACAUGGAUAUAGUCUUGAAGCAUAUCGUUUCAUGUAAUCUUUCCCGGUUAGUAGUUUGCUGUGGCACACCUUGUGACCAUCAGUUGCAGGCCUACUUGAUAACCUUCGUUCCAAUGGCACAUUUUUUAAAAAUGGUAUUCAAUGAAAUUAUUGAUGGGCAGAGAUGUCUGCAACAUGUUAUAUUUUCAAUGAAUUGGGCAACCUUACGACCACUUCUGAUUUUCAACAAAAGUUGGUGAAGUGGCGAUGGAUUUAUCACUUUCAAAUUCUGGGUGUUCUGAUUGUGAUGUGUCCAAAUCAUACUUUAGAAUGUUGUGCUAAAUAGUCUCUUGCCAUUGUUGAACAAUAUGAUUACCUCAAAAUUUCUGUGUAUAUCUAUUUGAUAAAAAACAGAUAAUUAAGUGUGGGCAAGGUUUCUGUGUUUGAUUCA
This is a messenger RNA of Musa acuminata AAA Group (dessert banana), 845 nucleotides long. RefSeq lists its product as uncharacterized. The coding region runs from base 1 to 654 and encodes 217 amino acids. The record is from RefSeq and is a predicted model, not a curated record. NCBI's taxonomy places the organism in Eukaryota, Viridiplantae, Streptophyta, Magnoliopsida, Zingiberales, Musaceae. The transcript is spliced from 6 exons.